Messenger RNA from Cyprinus carpio (common carp), 1528 nucleotides. RefSeq names its product G protein-coupled receptor 142-like. Gene Ontology annotation, cellular component: membrane. Gene Ontology annotation, biological process: G protein-coupled receptor signaling pathway. The record is from RefSeq and is a predicted model, not a curated record. Gene Ontology annotation, molecular function: G protein-coupled receptor activity. Lineage: Eukaryota; Metazoa; Chordata; Actinopteri; Cypriniformes; Cyprinidae.
UAAGAGCUCCCAUGGGUCUGGUGGCAUUGCUGUGUGAAACUAUACACCCUUCUCCUCAUGCGUCUGCACUAUAUUGACUUCCCUGUGAAAGACAGACCUCUAUAUAUAUCUGACUCCCCUUCAUCUGCUUCCCCCGUUUACCAAAAUCCUCCCUAUAGAAAUCAGCCCUGCUUAACCCCUCCCUCCCUCUCACUAUCUCUCUCUAGCUACUUCCAUAACCUCCUCCCGAACUCGCUCUGUGAUUGCAGUGAUGUGUCUGUUAUUCAAAGACCCUUGUCCUCCCUCCCCGUCCUCCUCAAGGGUUGCCUGGCUGGGCAUCGGCGGUUAGGACUCCUGCUCCAGAGUCCAUGGAUGGGGACCUGCAGCGAUUUGUGAGGAGGAACUCCGAUGCCAUGAUUGAUUGGCCCAAUGGCACAGUGCCCAGCCAGUGGGAGGAUGAGAGCAGCGCUCAGGAGAGGUCAGAGUGUGUGCUGGCUUACAUCCCUGUCGUCUACUACAGUACUCUGUUGUGUGUUGGAGUGCCAGUGAACAUCCUGACGUUGGUGGCUCUUUACCGGCUGUCUGUUCGUACUCAGAAGGCCCUGUACGUGUAUCUUCUUGCUCUAACUGGUUCAGACAUCCUCAGCCAGCUGUUCAUCAUCUUCGUGGGCUUCCUGUUGGAAACGGCCAUGUUUCACCGAGACGUCCCUGUGCUGCUGCUGAGGUCGGUCAGUAUGAUGGAGUUUUCCGCCAACCAUGCAUCCAUCUGGGCCACCGUACCCCUCACGGUGGACCGCUAUGUCGCUUUGUGCCACCCACUACUCCAUCGGCAGAUCAGUUACCCGGCACGAGCCCGGCGGAUCAUCGCAGUGGUGCUCAUAUUGGCGCUAGUAUCUGGCGUGCCGUUCUUCUGGUGGUCAGACAUGUGGAGGGUCAACCGUGCACCUAACAACUUGGAUACUGCCUUGAUUUGGACCCACGUGACUAUUAUUUAUUUUCUUCCAUGCUGCAUCUUCCUGGUGCUAAACUCCUUGAUCAUUUUGAGGCUCCGGAAGAGACAGCGACAGCCGAUGUGCCAAGAUGAGAGCAGGCAGCAGCUGGCAGUGCCAGGCAAGCUGGGUAAAACCACAGCUAUGCUCCUAGCAGUGACUUCUGUGUUUGCUGUCCUGUGGGCACCUCGUACCGCAGUGGUACUCUACCAUCUCUAUGUGUAUUCGGUGCACAAUGAUUGGCGAGUACAUUUAGCAUAUGACUUAGCCAACAUGUUAGCCAUGCUAAACACUGCUGUGAAUUUCUUUCUCUACUGUUUUGUCAGCAAACCUUUUAGAGCAGCAGUGAGGGAUGUCCUAUUGUUCCGGUGGGGACCGUUGCACCCACGCCACCCCCUACAUCACCAGCGCACUGCUGCCAAUGCCUCCACCUCCUCUGUUUUCAGCUCCAAACGUUCCCAACGAGAGGUCACCCCUCUCUCUCCCAAAAGGGUAGACAUCAAGAUGUAGUACUGCUAAAAGGGAUAUUCUGUUAUCAUUUAAUCACCCUUAUGUUGUUU